CUACAAAUAUGUGCCAUUCUGGAAGAAUAUUUUACAAUUAAUCAAUCAGUAAUCAGUGUUCCCUCCUUUCAUCUCACUUUAGUAUUAUUGGUUGCAUAAACACGAAGUUUAAUGUAUUUGAAUUUUAGAGUCGGCUUUUUAAAAUUGUCUGUAGCGCCGAAAUCGAUAAAGCACCGAAAUAAUUUCAUUCAGCUUUCUACACAUAAUAGUAGAUAGUUUAUUCAAAAAUUGUGAAUUUUUAUUUAACAAGUAUACGAACAUACCAUCCAAUAUAAGAAAAGAAAUGAGGCAUAAUGAACUGUUUCGAAUCAUCCAAUUGUUUCUGCUUAUUCAUGUAACUUCAUCAAGUACAGUUUUUAUAUCAGAUUAUGGAAUGUCAAAAAUGAUAGAACUCAGCACCAAAAUGCCAUACUGUGUUGUUCAAAUUGACAGGGGGAAAAUACGAGAUAAAUUGCUAAGUUCCGAUCCCAGAAGAGUAAGAAAAAUGAGCGACGACGCAGUAGAGAACCUAGCAAAUGUUUGUAAGGAAGAUAUCGAGUCGCCAUUUCAAGGUGGCUUUAUUUAUCCAGGAACCAAAUGGUGUGGACCAGGAACUAUAGCUAACGAUUAUUCGGAUAUAGGCUUCCUUUACAAAGAAGAUAUAUGUUGUAGAGAGCAUGAUCUAUGUACUAAAUCGUUGGCACCAGGUGAAUGUAAACAAGGAAUUUGUAACAAUUCUCCUUUUACAAGGUCUCACUGCGACUGUGAUGCAAGUUUCAGAAAAUGUCUUCAAACUGCUAAUACCGAAAACGCCAACACAAUCGGAGCCAUAUUUUUCAACGUCGUUCAAGUGAUUUGCUUUAAAGAAAGAACACCUUGUUCGCAAUGGCAAAGAAAUGGAUAUACAAAAGCUGAGGGUGAUGCACUGUGUUCGCAGAUUCACUUCAGACCUUCGGAGAAAUACGUUCCACUCAUGCCUCUGCCUUAAAACAAACAUACAAAACGACAUAAAGCAUUCCAUACCAAAAGCAAUACCAGAGGUAAAUCUAAAACGGUCUCGCACACAAAUAGACGGCAUUAAUUUUCCAUAAAAAUACCAAUAGUUUAAUUUUCAGUAAAAUGGAAACCUAAAAUAAACCUAAAAGGUGCAAUUUAUAAAAUUGUCAG
Diabrotica virgifera virgifera (western corn rootworm) is the source of this 1146-nucleotide messenger RNA. Its product is annotated as group 3 secretory phospholipase A2. Gene Ontology annotation, biological process: arachidonate secretion; phospholipid metabolic process. The transcript is spliced from 7 exons. The record is from RefSeq and is a predicted model, not a curated record. NCBI's taxonomy places the organism in Eukaryota, Metazoa, Arthropoda, Insecta, Coleoptera, Chrysomelidae. Bases 284 to 967 code for a protein of 227 amino acids.